Messenger RNA from Myodes glareolus (Bank vole), 2718 nucleotides. Lineage: Eukaryota; Metazoa; Chordata; Mammalia; Rodentia; Cricetidae. The record is from RefSeq and is a predicted model, not a curated record.
AUGUUGGUUAAGGACUAUGAUGGUCUCCAAGAGUCAAGUCAGAAGGUGGAAGUUUUGUUUGAUUGGCUGUGUUUCUUAUUGCUCUCUUGUGCUGUGGAUGUUGCUAGAUUUUUUUUCCCCUCUGCCUUUAGAUGGUUAGAUGACUCUAUCAUUGAGGAGAUCACUCCCAAGCUGAUUGGGGACCGGCCCAAUACGUACACCUACACCAAAGCCUUGGGGGAGAUAGUGGUACAGCAAGAAAGUGGAAACCUGAAUGUGGCCAUCGUCAGGCCGUCCAUAGUGGGAGCAACCUGGCAGGAGCCUUUCCCGGGUUGGGUUGACAAUGUAAACGGACCCAGUGGACUCAUUAUUGCGGCGGGGAAAGGAUUUCUUCGGUCCAUAAGAGCUACUCCCACGGCAGUGGCAGACCUGAUUCCAGUGGACACAGUGGUCAAUCUCACCAUAGCGGUGGGAUGGUAUACGGCAGUUCAUAGACCUAAAUCAACAUUAAUCUACCAUUCCACAUCUGGGAAUCUCAAUCCCUGUAACUGGCAUGAAAUGGGAUUACAGGUCUUAGCAACCAUAGAAAAGAUUCCGUUUGAGAGUGCUUUCAGAAGGCCAAACGCUGACUUCACCACCAACAACUUCACCACCUAUUAUUGGAACACUGUCAGCCACCGGGUGCCAGCCAUCGUCUAUGACUUCUAUCUGAGGCUUACUGGAAGGAAACCCAGGAUGACGAAGCUCAUGAACCGACUCCUGAAAACCAUUUCCAUGCUGGAGUAUUUCGUCAACCGCAGUUGGGAAUGGAGCACAAACAACACAGAAAUGCUUCUGUCAGAGCUGAGUCCUGAAGAUCAAAGAGUAUUCAACUUUGAUGUGCGCCAGUUGAACUGGCUUGAAUACAUUGAAAAUUACGUUUUGGGGGUUAAGAAGUAUCUACUGAAAGAGGAUCUGGCUGGUAUUCCCAAAGCAAAGCAACACCUAAAAAGGCUCCGAAACAUUCACUACCUCUUUAACACCGCCCUGUUCCUGAUCAUCUGGCGCCUCCUCAUUGCAAGGUCUCAGAUAGCUCGGAACAUCUGGUUCUUCAUUGUGAGCUUCUGUUAUAAGUUCAUCUCCUACUUCAGGGCCUCAAGCACACUCAAGGCCUAAGAACAUUCCACCAGCCCGUCAUCUGGAACCUCAGAUACCUCUCAGGCAGGAAACUGUGUCUUAAACUAGGACGUAACAAGAAGCACACCCAAGCUUCCAGCCAAACUUACCGUUCCAUCUUCUCUCCUACUUCUUCACUGUAUUUUUUAAAUUUGGUUCAGUGAGAAGGAAAGUCAACCUCUAACUGCAUACAUGUACAAAAACCUAACUUCCAAAGUAUGUCUUAACACCACCACUCUACACAUCACACACAGAGCAUGAGAUCACCCCUUUUCCUAUACUUAGCUUUCCCUUCCGGACACAACUAACUUCAACUGUGAAGCUAUGGACAAACAUAUGGCAGAAGCCUAAGCAGCCUAGGCAGCACCGAUCAGGGAAGCAUGCUCAGUACCAAGGCAAAAGCUUCCAACCACAGUGAGCGGAGGAAGGCAGCUCAACACCCUCACAGUGCCAUAGAAGUAGCCCACUAUCUUAAACACUAGAGUCCUGGUUGAGUUGAGGGGUGGGAGGUAGAGAAAGCAGGCUCAAUGUCUGCUGUUUCUCACCUGGGUCCACAUCUUAACCCUAAGAGGAUCAAAUAGUGUAGAUAACUACAUACCAAAUAUGAAUUUAACUGUACAUGCAUCAGGAGUCUGAAGUACUUCAAAGUUUAUAGCUUCUUACAAUUUUGACAUCCCUUAGCCUAAGGCAUUCUGAUCAUCGUUGUCCUGGAAACCCUCUCACGCUCCUCCUUUGCUGAUGUUGCCAAAGCCCUCCUAUUUAAGUGUACUUCACUCAGGCAUCAGUCAGGAAGGCUAUGAGGAGAGGGACAUUCCUAGAUCAGAACCAUGGUAACCCUCCAACCUUUGCCAGUAAGAAAAGCAAAAUUUCAAAUAAAAUUUUAAGUUCUAGUUUUCGUCUUUGUGUGUGGAGCUGGAAAGAGCAAGUUCCUGUAGCCCCUGAGGCCGAUGUACCUCAGUCACCCCAGACACACGGAACUAUGGAGUGCACAGAACUCAAACAGAGAAAGUGAAGUUUUUGCUUAAAUAUUUUAAAUACAAAUAAAAAACCUUUCUACAUCCACAAAUCCUCAUAUUCAUAAAUCGUCACCCGAGGUGUGCUCAUAUUUGAGAUCUGGACAUGCAGGAUUGCAGGAUCUCUGCAUGCUAAAAACAUGAAAUAUUCAAAUAAGGCAUUUAGGACCUAAAAAGUAACGGUCACACAAAUUUCUGAAAACUACACACAUAUUUAAUAUGUGUAUGCUUACAUUCUGGUGGCUCAAGCGUGCCCAGUACUGAGGUCUCCUCAGCCUCAUGAGGAACAUGUUUGGAGAGCCCUUUCUGGUACAGAUCCUGCAAGUCAGAUUAAGGUCAGGGACUACGCUCCAGCCAGACAAAAGUCAAAACAAACCACCUGUAGGUGUCCGGUCUGAGAGAGCUGCAAGAUGCUUCUGAGUUACAUGAAAGACACCAGGUAUGGAUACAAUAAAUAUAGCACUGGAUUUAAAAAACAGUUCUAAAAACUCACUACUGAAUUUCAUCAUUUCAAGAACUCCAGGGAUUGAAUAUUAGUUUAAACUUCUGAUUAAAUAAAAUUCUGAAUUAC